Molecule: messenger RNA, 3853 nt
Organism: Xyrauchen texanus (razorback sucker)
Lineage: Eukaryota; Metazoa; Chordata; Actinopteri; Cypriniformes; Catostomidae
Product: bifunctional 3'-phosphoadenosine 5'-phosphosulfate synthase 2-like
Exons: 12
Coding region: 183-2027 (614 amino acids)
Biological process (GO): sulfate assimilation; 3'-phosphoadenosine 5'-phosphosulfate biosynthetic process
Molecular function (GO): adenylylsulfate kinase activity; sulfate adenylyltransferase (ATP) activity; ATP binding
Source: RefSeq, a predicted model, not a curated record
GUAAGUCCCUGGAGGUGGGACGAGGGCAGGGCUGCCGGAAUGCGACGUGUCUCGGAACGAACUUAAAUACGUUUCUUUUUCCGCGUCUCUUCACAAUCUACAUUCAAAAACUUCACCUGCACUCUCAGUCUGCCCCGCCUCCGAGCGAAGGUCUAUAAUCGAGCGCACUCCACCGGAGAGACAUGCCUGGAACCACAACUCAAAACACGGAUCUGCAAAGAUCAACUAAUGUGGUAUAUCAAGCCCACCAUGUUAGCCGCAGUAAGAGAGGGCAGGUGGUGGGAACCAGAGAAGGUUUCAGAGGUUGUACAGUCUGGCUCACUGGUCUGUCAGGGGCUGGUAAGACAACGGUGGGCUUUGCAUUAGAGGAGUAUCUGGUGUCCCACGCCAUUCCAUGCUACUCUCUGGAUGGUGAUAACAUCCGUCACGGCCUGAAUAAGAAUCUGGGCUUUAGUUCAGAGGAUCGAGAGGAGAAUAUUCGGCGUAUUGCUGAGGUGGCCAAAAUGUUUGCAGAUGCUGGGCUGGUCUGCAUCACAAGUUUCAUCUCACCAUUUACCAAAGAUCGUAUGGACGCCCGGCGCAUCCAUGAAAGUGCUGGCUUGCCAUUUUUUGAGGUGUUUGUGAAUGCUUCUCUGGAGGUGUGUGAGAGCAGAGAUGUUAAAGGACUUUAUAAGAAAGCAAGAGCUGGAGAGAUUAAAGGCUUCACUGGUAUAGAUUCAGAGUAUGAGGGUCCAGAAGCUCCUGAGCUGGUUCUAAAGACUGGAGAGCUCACUGUGAACGAUUGCAUCCAACAGUUGGUGGAUCUUCUGAAGGAGCAGAGCAUCAUUCCCAGUGGAGUUGUUGAGGAGAUUAAUGAACUCUUUAUGCCUGAGAACAAACUGAAGCUGGCACAGGCAGACGCCAGCACCCUGCCCUCUAUCAGCAUCACCAAGUUGGAUUUACAAUGGGUGCAGGUGUUGGCUGAAGGUUGGGCUAGCCCUCUUAACGGCUUCAUGAGGGAGAGAGAAUACUUACAAGUUCUUCACUUCAACACACUACUGGAUGGUGGUACAAUCAACCUCUCAGUACCCAUUGUCCUUCCUGUUGCUACGGAGAUAAAAGAAAGUCUAAAUGGCAGCGUGGCUGUGGCUCUGGAGUACCAGGGAAAACGUGUGGCUAUCUUGCGGAACCCUGAGUUUUUUGAGCAUCGAAAGGAAGAGCGAUGUGCUCGCCAAUGGGGAACAAGCUCUCCCAAACACCCUUACAUAAAGAUGGUAAUGGAGAGUGGUGAUUGGCUGGUAGGGGGUGAGUUAGAGGUGUUUGAGCGAAUCAGAUGGAAUGAUGGUCUGGAUCAGUACCGUCUCACCCCACAGGAGCUAAAGCAGAAAUUUAAAGAGAUGAAAGCAGACGCCGUAUUUGCCUUUCAGUUGAGAAACCCAGUUCACAAUGGCCACGCACUGCUGAUGAGUGACACGCGUCGACGAUUAGAGGAACGUGGAUAUCGAAGGCCAGUGCUGCUGUUGCAUCCUUUGGGAGGCUGGACCAAAGAUGAUGAUGUGCCUCUGGACUGGAGGAUGAAACAGCAUGCGGCCGUGUUGGAGGAGGGCAUUCUAGACCCACACUCCACCAUUGUGGCCAUCUUUCCCUCCCCUAUGUUGUAUGCAGGACCGACUGAAGUACAGUGGCACUGUCGUGCAAGGAUGGUUGCCGGGUCUAAUUUUUACAUUGUGGGCCGUGAUCCUGCUGGAAUGCCCCAUCCGGAAUCAGGGCAGGACCUGUAUGAUCCAUCUCACGGGGGUAAAGUUCUGUCCAUGGCACCUGGACUCACUUCUGUGGAGAUCAUCCCAUUCAGAGUGGCAGCAUACAAUAAGACCAAGAAGUCCAUGGACUUCUAUGACAAGGACAGGCAUGCCGAAUUUGAGUUCAUCUCCGGGACCAGGAUGCGCAAGCUGGCUCGCAGUGGAGAAAACCCUCCUGAUGGCUUCAUGGCUCCCAAAGCCUGGAAGAUCCUGACUGAGUAUUACCAUUCCCUACAGAAAGAUCACUGAUGACAUAGCAACGGCCCCUUACAAGACAUUCUAACACAGAAACCUCUCAAGAGUUUUGAAGAAAUAUGUUUUUUGCACUUUGAAUACCUCAGUUCACUAGUGUAAGGCAUUGAACAAUGAAGGUGCACACUUGCACUUACAAUAUGUUACCUUUGGCCUUAAAGGGGUAGUUUACCAAAAAAAUUAGCUCAUUAUUUACUUACCCUCAUGACAUCCUAGAUGUGUAUGACUCUCUUCUGUUGAACACAAACAAAAGAUUUUGGAAGAAUAUUUCAGCUCUGCAGGUCCAUACAAUGCAAGUGAAUAGUGACCAGAAAUCAAGGACAUUAAGGCAGCAUAAAAGUAAUGCAUACGAUGGUUAAAUUCAUAUCCUCAGAAGUGAUAUGAUAGGUGUGGGUGAGAAAUAGAUACAUAUUUAAGUCCUGUUUUUUUACUAUAAUCCUUUUUUAUUAUCAUCCCUAACCAGUAGGUGGAGAUAUCAAAGAAUGCGAAUCACCAAAAAACAAAAGGGGUGAAUGUUGAGAUUUAUAGUAAAACAUUACUUAAAUAUGUAUGUUUCCCACCCGCACUUAUGAAGAUAUGGAUUUAACGACUGGAGUCUUAUGGAUGCAUUGUAUGGACCUACAGAGCUGAGAUAUUCUUCUACAAUUCUUUGUAUGUUUUCUGCAGAACAAAGAAAGUCAUACACAUCUGGGAUGACAUGAGGGUGAGUAAAUUAUGAGAGAAUUCUCAUUUUAGGGUGAACUAUUGCUUUAAAGAAGGUCAGUUUAUGCAAAUUUACUUUUAAAAGAAUGGGAAUAUGAAAGUGAUGUGUGGGUAAAAAUAAAACUUAGUCAACUGUGAAACUUAAACUAAUGUGCCUUAAUCCUGAUUAAGAGUGUGCCAAUCCCAAAGAGAUUAUGAGAUAAUGGGCCUUGGAUGCAUGUAAAUAGGUGUAUCAUUUGUAAUCUAAAUGAAGCAUUUUUUAUUAGAGCAAUGUUAAUCCAAAUACUGUAAGGUAGGAUUUCACCAUGUAACCAGAAUGAUUCCGUUUACAUAGAAAGUUUUUUCUCAAGAGUUGGUUAUCUGGGAAUCAGGUUAGGAAAAACAUACUGGGGAACAUAUUUAAUGUAUUAUUUCAAAGACAAAAAUGAAUCACACUGUUUUAUUAAAGAUUUACCAGUGUAUGUGCAGUAUGAUAUAAUUUUAGACUGUAUAUCAUAUCUUAAUUAAAUCUUUGUACUGUAGUUAUAUAACCAUGACCAUAUGGCUGCUUCUUUACAUGCAACUCAACAGUGUUUGUGUAUGUACAACUUGCUUUCUGUUCCCUGAAACAAGGGCAAAAGUUACAUUUAACAGAUGGAUUGCGUAACCCGACUUUAAAGCUAGUCACAACACAGCCACAGAAAUUGUGACGCUUUACCGCCAUCCUGUGGUCACCAGCUCACAUACUAUCAUUUGGAAAAAUGGAUGAUUAUGAAAAUAUUUACUAGAGCGAAUGGUUACUGUCAUUUCAGAGAACUGUUGUAGUGUGACACAAAGAGCAAUUUAUUAUCAUUUUAUGUUUUUUUCUUCAACUUCAGGCACUUUGAAUCCCUUGUAGUUGAUUUUAAUUUAAAUACACAUAUUUCAAACAAACAUAUUUCUUUCUUUUUGUUAUAUGAAGUUCACAUUAAUAAUUGGAAACAUUUGAUCAUACCUUCAUUAAUUUUGGGAAUUUUUGUUAUAAUUUUAUAAAUGGUUCUUCUUUUUUCCUCUCUCAUAAUUUUUGGGAUAUGCUUUUAAUGCAUAGAAUUUUUUUCUCCAUAAUUUUCCAAAUCCAAAAUUCAAUAUUUAACUAUGAAAAU